AUGACAAGACCUUCCGCGCUAUUGUCUGUGUCCAAGCUGGUCUCGAAGCUUCGAGAUCCUAGUGUGAGCAAUAAACUUCGUUUUAUAGACGCUUCGUGGCAUAUGCCCGCAGCCAAGCGUGACCCAUUUCACGAGUUCAAGACAUGCCGUAUCCCAGGUGCAGGAUUUCUGGACAUCGAUAAAGUAGCCGACUUGAGUCAUGAUGUACCUCAUAUGUUACCACCACCCAAAGUAUGUUCGAGUGUAUCUGGUUGAAUCUCUAACCACUAGCUCAUGGCAUACCGACGGUGUGGUUUAUACUACUCAUUAGGAUGCGCAAAUACAUUUCAGACAAAAC
Messenger RNA from Sphaeroforma arctica JP610, 337 nucleotides. RefSeq lists its product as hypothetical. Gene Ontology annotation, biological process: transsulfuration. The transcript has a single exon. Bases 1 to 255 code for a protein of 84 amino acids. Gene Ontology annotation, cellular component: mitochondrion. The record is from RefSeq and is a predicted model, not a curated record. Gene Ontology annotation, molecular function: thiosulfate-cyanide sulfurtransferase activity. NCBI's taxonomy places the organism in Eukaryota, Ichthyosporea, Ichthyophonida.